Carassius auratus (goldfish) is the source of this 1504-nucleotide messenger RNA. RefSeq names its product keratin, type I cytoskeletal 13-like. Gene Ontology annotation, molecular function: structural molecule activity. The coding region runs from base 33 to 1445 and encodes 470 amino acids. Lineage: Eukaryota; Metazoa; Chordata; Actinopteri; Cypriniformes; Cyprinidae. The record is from RefSeq and is a predicted model, not a curated record. The transcript has 9 exons. Gene Ontology annotation, cellular component: cytoskeleton.
CUCCAGCCAGAGCAGAGUAAACCCCUGUCCACAUGGCUACCACCUUCUCCAGCGGCAGCUUCGUUUCCAGCAGGUCCUCGAUGGGCUCCUCACGCUUCUCUUCUGCAGGUGGAGGAGGUGGCCGCAUCAACACCAUGAGGGCUGGAAGUGUGUACGGAGGCGCAGGAGGUUCAGGGGUCCGCACCUCCAGUGCCUCUCGCUCCAUGUCCUCAGCAGGCUCAGGAAGCGGCUUUGGCUUUGGAGGUGGAUUUGGUGUCGGAGGAGGCGCUGGUGGAGGAUUCGGCGGGGGAUUUGGUGGUGCUGCAGCUGGAGGAGGAUUCAGCGUCGGUGGAGGUGCAGACGACAGCGUCAUUGGCAACGAAAAGUUCUGCAUGCAGAAUCUCAACGACCGUCUGGCUGCUUACCUGGAGACGGUCCGCUCCCUUGAAAAGGCCAAUGCAGACCUUGAGCUGAAGAUACGCCAGUUCCUUGAAAACAGAAUCUCUCCUACUGGCUCCACUCAUAACUUCUCUGCCUUCGAAGCUACCAUCGGUGACCUCCAGGCUAAAAUCCUGAGCGCCAUUCAGGAAAAGAACACAGUCCACCUCAGCAUUGACAAUGCAAGCUUGGCUGCAGAUGACUUCAGAAUAAAAUAUGAGAACGAGCUGGCAAUGCGUCAGUCUGUGGAGGCAGACAUUGCAGGGUUGAAGAUUGUUCUUAGUGAGCUCACCAUGAGUCAAAAAGACCUCAACCUGCAGAUCGAAGGGCUCACUGAGGAUCUGGUCUACAUGAAGAAGAAUCAUGAGGAGGACCUCCUGACCUCUCGUGGUCAGAUGAGUGGACAGAUCAACGUGGAGGUUGAUGCAGCACCGCAGGAAGACCUGACCAAAAUUAUAGCUGAGAUGCGUGAGCACUACGAGACUGUCGUAUCCAAGAGCCAGAGAGACCUUGAAGGCUGGUUCCAGCAGAAGUCUGAGACCUUGAAACAAGAGGUUGUAACAAGCACAGAGACCUUGCAGACUUCGAAAACUGAGGUCAACACAGUGAAGAGCACAGUACAGUCCCUGGAGAUUGAGCUUCAGUCUCUCCUUUCCAUGAAAUCAUCCAUGGAAGGCACCCUGGGUGAGACUCAGAAUCGCUACGCCCUGCAGCUGUCCGGCUAUCAGGCACAGGUGAGUGGAAUGGAGGGUCAAUUGGUGCAGCUUCGUGGCGAUCUGGAUCGCCAAAGUCAGGAGUACCAGAUGCUUCUGGACAUCAAGACCAGACUGGAGCUGGAGAUUGCAGAGUACAGGAGACUUCUGGAUGCAGAAGCCAGCGGCAGCCUCAUAAUCUCUGGCUCUGGAUCUGGCUCCAGCUCCUCCUCCAGCUCGAUCACUACCACCAAAGCAGCAGUGAUCACUCUGGUGGAAGAGGUGGUUGAUGAUGGGACGGUGGUUUCUUCCUCUUCAACAACCCUUGUUAAGUGAAGCCCACCAGACACGUGCUGGUUGGAGAACAGACCUUUAGCUCCACUCAUGCUAUCAGA